AAAACUUUUGACUGCUUCGACUUAGUUCGAAAUUGUAUCCCAACAGAGAGAAAAAUCAAAGUCGCUUCAGUAUAGCCGAUUAAAGUUGUAGUUUUGAUAGGCUAGAGAGAUGGCUAGCAUUACCUUCAAGAAUCGUCCCACCCAGGUGUUGCACACCUACCAAGUCUGGCGCAUUGGCAGCAAUGUGGACGACAAGACUCUUGAUUACUGUCUACAGGAUAAGUCUGUGGACAAGUUUCAUGCCAGCUUGACCCGUGGCGAGAAGGGUUUGUUUCUGGUCAACGAGAGUCGCCACGGAAGUGUGGCCGUGAAUGGGAGACGAAUCGGCGGACCGGUCCUCAUCACCUAUCGGGAUGCCAUCAAUGGGAUUGUCAGGCUCCGUUUUGGCCAAGUCGAGGGCUAUCUUCGGGUAUCGGGAAGCAUUACUGGCUAACAAGGAUACUUCGCCCUUUGGAUAGAUGGUUUUCUCAAAUCGUUCGUUUAUCUUUUUUUACUGCAUGUACGUUUGCACGAAUAAACCAAGGACAAUGUAUGUAGCAUAUUGCAUUGUCAAGGAUAAUGCAUAAAAUGUCGAAUUUGUAGGAUCUUAAGGGGAGUAAAUGGGCAAGUAGCAAACCUAAAUCGGAAUCAAGAGUUAUAGUUUCGUGCAAUUAGUUCUAAUUAAAGGUAUCCUAAUUGACAAGUUGUAAUUGAAAGCCAAAGCAAAUAUACCUUUGAAUACCCAAAUAAACAGAGCCAGAGCCAGAGCCCAGAGCUUGGUGAGAUUUCUCUAAAACGGAAAGCAAUAUAUGCAAUAUGCUGGCCAUAUAAAUUGGCUGCAAAUUUGCGUUAAUUGUCUGUAAUCGCUUUCAUUGUCUAUGCAAACAUGGAAAGGAGGUUUUCACUUUAAGAUUCCAACUAUGGAUUCUAUGUAAAGUCGUCCCCAUUGUUUAUUCGAAUUGGGGCAAUAAUGGUUCCUGGUUUAUUUACAUUCAAAAUGAAACUUAAUUCUGCACUUGAAUUAUUCAAGUUUUGUACAUAAAUGAAGAUGUGCGAGAGUGCUAAUAAUGUGAUUCUCUCUCUGUCAGUUUGUAUUUUCUGUUUAAUUUUAGGUUUUCUGUUCAAUUUGGUAGAUUUAUUUUUGGAAUUUUACUUUAUAAAGUAUUUAGGAGAUAUAGUUUGUUAGAUAUUCUCACUGAUUACCUCUUGCAAACUAUCGAUGGCCGAUUAUUGGUGAAGGAUAUAUUAUAUAUAUUUUCCUAGCAUCUGCCCAAAUAAAUA
Drosophila eugracilis is the source of this 1260-nucleotide messenger RNA. RefSeq lists its product as uncharacterized. The record is from RefSeq and is a predicted model, not a curated record. NCBI's taxonomy places the organism in Eukaryota, Metazoa, Arthropoda, Insecta, Diptera, Drosophilidae. Gene Ontology annotation, molecular function: protein binding. The coding region runs from base 110 to 433 and encodes 107 amino acids. The transcript is spliced from 2 exons.